Molecule: messenger RNA, 448 nt
Organism: Eutrema salsugineum
Lineage: Eukaryota; Viridiplantae; Streptophyta; Magnoliopsida; Brassicales; Brassicaceae
Product: ubiquitin-like protein ATG12B
Exons: 4
Coding region: 47-286 (79 amino acids)
Biological process (GO): C-terminal protein lipidation; autophagy of mitochondrion; autophagosome assembly
Cellular component (GO): cytoplasm; Atg12-Atg5-Atg16 complex; phagophore assembly site membrane
Source: RefSeq, a predicted model, not a curated record
UUUUACCAAAAUUAUCUCCUUCCCUGUCUAGCAAAAUCUGCCGACGAUGGCGACCGAAUCUCCGAGCUCCUUUCGAAAAAGUGAGCCAUUGAUUCGCAGACGAGUUGUUGUUCAUCUAAGAGCUACCGGAGGUGCUCCAAUACUGAAACAAUCUAAAUUCAAGUUUGUCUAUGUAAACAGCGCUUUCUCGCCUAACCCCGAUGAAUCAGUAAUUGAUCUAUACAAUAACUUUGGGAUUGAUGGUAAACUCGUGGUCAACUAUGCUUGUUCCAUGGCAUGGGGAUAAAACCAACGAUUUUCACCAUUAUCAAGCUCGGAGUAUCAUCAAGUUGCAUGUCUAAUUUUGGAUCUUCUAUAGAUUAUAUAAAGCUGCUACAUUCUUUCCUAGGAGUAUUGAAUUGUAGAUGACACUUGUUGUACAUUCAUAGGAAUGCCUCUUCAUCUUUUU